Molecule: messenger RNA, 1200 nt
Organism: Cladocopium goreaui
Lineage: Eukaryota; Dinophyceae; Suessiales; Symbiodiniaceae
Source: the annotation of a GenBank genome assembly
AUGGAACUUCAAUUGACACGGAGUGACCACAAAGGAUCGGAUCCUUUUGAUGCCGGCAGUGGCAGAUCGAUUGGCCUAUCUGUGGAACAGGCCAUCGAGUCUGGGGACUUCGAAGUCGUUUUCACAAUCUCUGGCACCUUGCCGAGUGGCACUCAACAGGACGGGAUGUUGGCCUUUUGGCUGAGCCUGGAUGAUUGUCUUCGUGACUACAACGAGAAGGCAAUUGUCGAGCAAGCGUUGCGAGACAAGGGUCAAGAUUGGAAAGCUGGGCUGAAAGAGCAAGGCUAUUCCAUGCUGGCCAACAAGCCCAACUUCAGGGGGUUGGCGUUGCUGUUCUUGCCCUUUGAUGCUGCGCGAAAGCUGAGGCAGACCAUUGCUGCUGUUUACAGUGAUGGCUCCAAGCCUUUGCCAGAUCCGUUGGAGAAGAUUUUGGAGGAGAGUCGCACUUCGGUUGUGACCAGCAACUGGCUUCCCACCGGAACCCAAGCUGCCAUGGCUUCUACGCAGGUGCGGAUUUUUCCGGAUGGCAGCGCGGUGGUCAGCAAACGCGACCUCGGUACGGCGCACAUCCCGGGCUCCAUGUGGUCCUGGGCGCCCGAUGGCGGCGAGGUGAAAGGGACCUUUGUGCUGCAGCCAGAUGGCACGUUGAGCUGGAAGGACCACAUCAAUUCCGGAAAGUGGAAUCUGCUGCCGGGUGGCAAGUUAAAUAUCACCCUCUUCGAGGCCAAUUUCAUCCUGCGCCUGGAAGGAUCCAGGGCAGUGCAAGAAUAUCCGGAGUUUCCCACAAUUGCUGUCGCCUACUUGGGUAAGGACGUGCAGGAUGAGGAACCAUGGCAGCAACUUCUGAGUUUGCCCAGCAAGACCCUUCCAGUGCCAGUGCCACCCACCUACGUGGGGAUGACAGGCUACUCUGGGACGAAGAGUGGCAUGGAGGUGAACCUCAACUUCUUCUCCACCGUAAACCGAGACCCACAUGUGGUCGGGGAGGAUGGCUUCAGCAUUGCCAAGUCGAAGGAGUGGAAGGAGGCCUUGGCGCAAGAGGCAAGGUAUGUGGACCGCGCCACGCAGAAGGAGGCAGUGCAGCGUGUGGCCCUACUCCUGGCCGAACAUGUGGCGGAUGAGGAAUUGCUAACCCAGCAGAUCCGUUCCGAGCUGAUGUCUUUGGACGGUCGUCACCCGGAUGGAAUGGAUUCGAGCUGA